Messenger RNA from Octopus sinensis (East Asian common octopus), 2763 nucleotides. RefSeq names its product solute carrier family 2, facilitated glucose transporter member 10. Gene Ontology annotation, cellular component: membrane. Gene Ontology annotation, molecular function: transmembrane transporter activity. Gene Ontology annotation, biological process: transmembrane transport. Lineage: Eukaryota; Metazoa; Mollusca; Cephalopoda; Octopoda; Octopodidae. The transcript has 14 exons. The record is from RefSeq and is a predicted model, not a curated record. The coding region runs from base 682 to 2691 and encodes 669 amino acids.
UUUGGUGUGGAAAAGGCAGUGCCCAUGGCCUUCGCACUCCAUCUGUGACCUGUGAGAUUACAUGCGUAUUAUGAAGACACUUCUUUAGUGCGGAAUCAUUUCUUCAGUAUAUGUGUUUCUGCAUGUAAACAAGAGUAUUGACAUAAAACUGACAAUUUUUGUUUAGCCCUGGUCAGACUCUGAUUAAAGGCUUUCUAGUCGUGACCAACCGUUUUUAGAGAUAUCUAGGAAUAUAUUGCCUAAUGAAACCUUCUCGUAUUUUACAGAACGGUGGGUCAGGUUAUUCGAGGGAAAUGUAGCUGCUAUUUUUAGCAAGUCGGGAGACCUCAUAAAUACUGCUCCUAGUGACAGUAGUAACCUCUCUCGAACCACAGCAACACGUCGGCUUGCAGUAACAACUCUCCCUCACUUUCAUUAAUGCCUUUCCCCUAUCUCUCUUUUUCCUCUCCUUCUCUCACCCAGUCACUACUAAUACGCAACGUCUAGAUGCAACGAUGGAAGUAAGAAAAGUGGGCGAGGAUGACGACAAUGGAAUCGGUAAACUGUUGGACUAGAGGAAUUUAAAGAGUGAGAAAAACGUCUACAAGGAAACUGUAACAUUCCUUUCACACACUUUAUCAAGCAUCCACCUCAGCUUGCAGUUUCUCUCUUCUCUCACUCACUUUCUCUGUCUGUCUCUCCAUGACAAUGCUGUCUGGUGUAGAAGAUGAUGGUUCUAAUUACCUCGACAUUACAGAAACGGAAUCUCAACUCAGGGGCCUCCUUAAAGCUGAAGAUGGAAUUUCUGCACCAAGAACAAAUGAAGAAUAUGAAAUGACAGAUGAUUCUGUGAUAUCAAAGGCCAGUGCUAAGACAUCUUCACCAUUCUGCAGGAAACUGUUUUUAUUUUUCACUGCUAGUACAGCAGCCUUGGGAGGUAUAUUAUUUGGCUAUGACAUAGGAGUAAUAUCUGGGGCAUUGCUACAGUUAAGAAGAGAUUUCCAGCUGUCAUGUGACCAGCAAUCUAUUGUGGUCAGUUUCCUGUUGCUAGGAGCAAUUAUUGGUGCCUUAGUAUCAGGUUUCCUUGUUGACUUAUUAGGAAGAUGGAUUACCAUUGUUUUAAAUGGUUUCUUCUUCAUCCUGGGCUCCCUGACUAUUGCCCUUGCUCAAUCAUUUACUAUUUUGGUCAUUGGCCGUUUGGUUCUAGGAUUUGCCAUAUCAGUUUCUUCUGUAGCAGAAUGUGUAUAUAUCUCGGAGAUAUCACCUGCAAAAAGAAGAGGCCAACUAGUAUCUCUCAACGAAUUUGGAAUAACAAUUGGCUUAGUUUUAUCAUAUUUAAUUAAUUUUUUAUACAUCAAUGUCGCACAUGGAUGGAGAUACAUGUUUGGUCUGUCAUCGGUUCUUGCUGUUUUGCAAAUCUUGAUGAUGCUUUUUCUACCUCAAAGUCCCAGAUAUUUGGUAUUAAAAGGGAAAGAAGCUCAGGCUGCUGCGGUUUUAAGACGGUUUCACAGUGAGGCUGACAUGGAAGAAGAAAUAAACAAUAUCAAAACAACCAUAGAUCAAGAGAAGAUGUCCAGCUGGAAAGACCUGUUCAGGUCAACAGGAAACUUAAGGAAAUUGUUCUUUUUAGGAUUUGGCUUGGUUACUUUUCAGCAGUUUACUGGCCAGCCCAACAUGCUGUAUUAUGCACCAAUUGUGUUCCGAGUGGUUGGCUUCCCGUCCGAUUCUGCAGCAAUACUGGCUACCCUUGGUCUUGGAACUGUCAAGGUUUCCGUAGCAAUUGUUGCCCUGCUUUGUGUUGACCACUGGGGCCGAAGAAUUUUACUCAUGAUUGGUGUUGGCACAAUGACUAUUAGUUUAAUUAUACUGAGCAUUGGCUCGAGACUGCAGAACAAUCUGUCUAGCUUCGAGGUGUGUCGGAAUUGGCAUGAUGACAAAAUUGCACACGAUUUUCCACCCUUCAACUCUGACUUUAAUUCUUCAAGCAAUGGAAGUUUCAUCCAUUACACAAUGAAAAAAAGAGAAUUGAUACCAUCUUCGGUGUCACAUAUUGUCACUUCUGUAAAAUUCCUCUGUGAUACAAGCAUAACCCGCAAGAAACGAAAUGAGAAUUCUUCUCCCUACAACAACAUCAGCAUCAUUAUGAACCAAAGUCUAAAUCAUGCUGGCUUCUAUAAUCAAACCAUUUUCAAGAAUACCAGCCGAGACAAAGAAGAACCUACAGAAUCUCAGAGUGUGCACAUCAUACAUGUGAUGACAUUGUUAGCUCUGAUGGCUUAUGUUGGAGCUUAUGGCAUUAGUUUUGGACCAAUCAGCUGGAUCCUGCUAAGUGAGAUAUACCCUCCAUCCAUCCGAGGUCGGGCUGUUGGUGUUGUUAUCAUAAUCAACUGGACGGCCAACUUCAUUGUAUCAUCAUCGUUCCUUCAUGUAAUUCACCUCAUCACAUUGCCAUGGACAUUUCUCUUAUUCGCUGUUAUCUCAUCCAUUGCAUUUAUAUUUAUCUUCUACUGUGUCCCAGAGACCAAAAACAAAACCCUAGAGCAGAUUGCUCGUGAACUAUCAACGAUACGACCACCCAACAAACCUCAUCUGUGGCAGAGAUGCUGCUUCCGUUUCACCAGAUAUUGUCCAUCUGCUAGAUCCUACACAAGGGUAUCUGUUGACGAACAACAUAGUCCUACUCUUCGACCAAUGGACCGUGACAUUAUUUGAUUCAUUCAACGCUUUUGUCUUUCAACCAUAACAGCUAUAGUAUUUUAUUAAUAAAACAAACUGUAAGGAAUU